Molecule: messenger RNA, 921 nt
Organism: Aspergillus versicolor CBS 583.65
Lineage: Eukaryota; Fungi; Ascomycota; Eurotiomycetes; Eurotiales; Aspergillaceae
Exons: 1
Coding region: 100-624 (174 amino acids)
Source: RefSeq, a predicted model, not a curated record
CCAAGGUGUAUAUACGUAAGAGUUGUCAUUGUGGCGUGAUGCCGAGAGCCUGCCCAUCGCAGGCGAGCAGGUGAAGGAAUCCCGACUACAAACGGCACUAUGGAAGAGGCCGAGAAUCAGCAUAACGAGCCUGAGCAGCUCAGAGCCCAGCAGUCCCAGCCCAGUGGCAUCCGGAUUGAGCAUGUCGGGGGUCUGGGCAGUCUGGGCGCCCAGAUCCACCCGCCACUCACCAGCCCCGGAUUGAAGCAGAACUGGGGCAGAAUGGGGCCCCAAGCCGAUGACUCCAAGGCCUCUGCUCUGCCUUUCUGCUUUUUUCAUGCUUUGGGUGCUGAUCAUGACCGGCUUCGAGCAGAGUUUGUCGCCUGGUCGCACGGUGCUGGUCCACCUCGUCUCGGCGCUGGUAUCCUGAUUCCUUUGCCCCAGCUUGGCCUUUUGCUGUUGAAUCAACAGAACGCAAGGGAAUCCUGCAGCAGUCUUUUCUCUGGGCUUUUGGGAAUUUUCUGGCCACCUUCCAGAGAGAUUCCAUCCGUCACAGCUCCACGUGGAGCAACGAGGAUGGAAAUGAAACAGCAGAUCCUCUAUUUAAUGAAUCCUGUAGACUCUGAGAGAGGCAAAGUCUACUGACAACGUACGAUUAAAGACUCGGAACCGGCCACGCCGAGCACGCUCCCCUGUCCUGCAAACAGGAUCCGACCCCCGGCUAACGAAAACUCUCCCGACGCCCCGCUAGCCACACAGAGCCUGGUGCGACUCUGACUUCGCAUUUGACGCGGUUGACUUGAUCCUGCCGAGAAAGAAGCAUUGGCGUGGCUGAAGCGCUUGCCGGGUUCGACCUGUUGCGGCGCGCCUGAUAUCAAAAUGAUGUCAACGGCGCGACUAUGAUCCAAGUUUGCAGUGGUAUCGCUCCCAAAUCCAACACCU